This is a messenger RNA of Hipposideros armiger (great roundleaf bat), 2729 nucleotides long. It is a transcript of the gene PAQR3, whose product is annotated as progestin and adipoQ receptor family member 3. Gene Ontology annotation, molecular function: signaling receptor activity. The coding region runs from base 82 to 747 and encodes 221 amino acids. The transcript is spliced from 6 exons. The record is from RefSeq and is a predicted model, not a curated record. Gene Ontology annotation, cellular component: membrane. NCBI's taxonomy places the organism in Eukaryota, Metazoa, Chordata, Mammalia, Chiroptera, Hipposideridae.
UUUAUUUUAUCUAAUGAGACAGUAAACAUCUGGAGUCAUUUGCUGGGUUUCUUUCUCUUCUUUACACUGGGAAUAUAUGACAUGACAUCUGUGUUACCUUCAGCAAGUGCAUCCAGAGAAGAUUUUGUAAUUUGUUCUAUUUGUCUUUUCUGCUUCCAGGUCUGUAUGCUCUGCUCUGUGGGCUAUCAUCUUUUUUCCUGCCACCGAUCAGAAAAAACCUGUCGAAGAUGGAUGGCAUUAGAUUAUGCAGGAAUUUCUAUUGGAAUACUGGGCUGCUAUGUCUCUGGAGUGUUUUAUGCAUUUUAUUGUAAUAAUUAUUGGCGUCAGGUGUACCUGGUCACAGUGCUGGCUAUGAUCCUGGCCGUUUUCUUUGCGCAAAUCCAUCCCAGUUACCUCACACAGCAGUGGCAGAGGCUCCGCUCCAUCAUCUUUUGUUCUGUUUCGGGAUAUGGAGUGAUUCCUACUCUUCACUGGGUUUGGCUCAAUGGGGGAAUCAGUGCUCCUAUUGUACAGGACUUUGCACCCCGUGUAGUCGUGAUGUAUGUGAUUGCUCUUCUUGCUUUCCUGUUCUACAUUUCCAAAGUUCCAGAACGGUACUUUCCAGGACAACUAAACUACCUCGGAUCAAGCCACCAAAUAUGGCAUAUCCUUGCAGUAGUGAUGUUAUAUUGGUGGCAUCAGUCAACAGUGUAUGUUAUGCAGUACAGACAUAGCAAGCCUUGUCCUGACUAUGUUUCACAUUUGUGAAUUCAGGAACAUUGGAUUUUUUAGUUCACUGGAACAAAAACUUGAAACCUCUUCUCCUUUAAGUUGAGAGAGGUGUUGAGAAGAGGAAAAGAACUUGCACUGUCAUUUCCCAACAGAUAAGAAUCAUAUGAAAAACGGAUUGCAUGACCAGGUGACAAAUUCUGUGGUCUAAUAACCAAGCAAUUAACCAGUUAAGCUUUUUAAUUUCAGAUAAUAUUAUUUAAGUCCAUAUAAUUAACUCUUGCCAGUGUAUUGCAAAUUUUUGGUUCCAAAAUUCCUAUGUCACAAGAGCUUUCACCUCUGAAUUCGCAGUCCUAAAUUUCCUGAUGAUGGGUGUUCCCAGACAUAUGGGUGCUACUUUCAAGGCCAUAGAAUCCAGAAGGCCCAGUCUUGACCCUGAAAUGUACCUUAAGCCUUAGAACAAAGUCAUGCAGAUGACCCAUUUGAUGACGGAUUAUUCACUUGUGCUCUAGUCUUUCUCUGUGUGUGCAUGUGUUGAUGAGUCAAAGUACUGAUAUAUACUAUCUAAUAUUUGGGCCUGAAACAUUAAAUUGGCUUUUCCUUGUAUAUAGUUAACAAAUAAAUCUCAGUGCCCUAUCAUACAACAGUUAACACUUGUUCUUUGGUCUUUUUCACAUGUAUAAAUUAAUGUCCCUUAAAGCAGUCAUUCAUAAAAACAUAUCGUUGAUUGGAAUAUAAAGUAUUACCCAGGAUUCUUAAUGGGUUGACACGAGCUGCUUCAAAUACCGGUCUGUCUUCAGAACCUUGGCAUUACCACAUAUCAGAAGUGUUGACCGAUGGCGAAGCUUGUUUCCCAAAUGCCACGUGUACGUCUGACAUUAGGAAUAUUACUCUAAUAUGCCUCCGUUUGUAUUUUUUUCAGUGUAGUGUUUUCGGAAUAUAAAUUCCCCAUGCUGUACUUCAGCAAGGAGAGCUUCCCCCCAGUGGGCUAAAGGCACACUGUUUUGUACCCAUUAUUAUGAUGGAACACUACCUUGAAAAUGGCCGUUUUAUCUCAUAUUUUGGUGUAAUGAUAAUAGGAUGUAUUUUCCCUAAAAUAUCCCUUAUUGGCGUAUAUAAUAUUGUUUUAAAUAGAUAUUUUGUCAUUGUGGCCAAACAAAACACAUUGAGUAUUUAUAAUUAAUUUAAAAAUGAAGAAGUCUAGUUAUUUUAGGUCUGGUACCAUUUUUGUUAUAAAAUCUUCUCAAAAAACAUAUAGAGCUUAAAGUUUUAUUUUCAUUUAAUUUUUAAAAAUAGUCCUGGAUUUUUGUUAUAGUAUAUGAAUUAUUUAAUACUUGGCAUCUGAAUAGAUAAAAAGAACAUAAUGUGUUUAAGACUGUUUUUUGAAUUUAAAAGGUCUUAAUUGUAAGGAGAAUUAUACUAUGUAAACAUUUCAUCUUUUUAUGAAAGUGUUAAAUAUUGUAAGAAAGCUAUCCUUUCUCAUUCUUAACCUUUACUAUGAUGUAUUUAUUAUAAUGUAGGGAAUGAAUGAACGUGGAUUGCUGUCAACUAUAAACAGUUCUGUGUAUCAGCAUUUAUUGACCACCUACUGUGUGCACAUCACUACUGGCAAAAUUUUUAAGACAUUGUUAACAUUAAAGAAUAACUAUUUAAAAAUUGCCUACAAAUCUGAGCCUUGUAAUAAUGUAUAUUUAUUUUUGUUUUUAUACGUUUAUUAAAAUAAUAUUAAAAGUACACUAUUCGGCUACAGUGCUAAAAAAGACUGGUUUUAAUUUUCCCGACAUGUAAACUGUACAAGCUCUUUACCAACGGACUUAACAUUUUUUAAUUAUCCAUGGCUGUUUUAAAGUGUCUGUAGUGAUUUAUAAGGUUGUAGUUAACUCAUUAGAGAGACAAUUAUCUUUCUAUAAAAAGGCAUUUUUAAAUAGCAAGAUAGUGCUUGUCUUUAUUACUCUGAGAGCAAUUUGCAAGCUGCAUGGCGAAAUAUGUAUUAUGUAAAUAAACUGAGUUUACUAAAUAUA